Messenger RNA from Drosophila obscura, 561 nucleotides. RefSeq names its product larval cuticle protein LCP-17 (gene Cpr67Fb). The transcript is spliced from 2 exons. Gene Ontology annotation, cellular component: chitin-based extracellular matrix. NCBI's taxonomy places the organism in Eukaryota, Metazoa, Arthropoda, Insecta, Diptera, Drosophilidae. Gene Ontology annotation, molecular function: structural constituent of chitin-based larval cuticle. The record is from RefSeq and is a predicted model, not a curated record. Bases 107 to 475 code for a protein of 122 amino acids.
GGUCUCUCGGCUGUGCUCUCGACAUCAGUAUCAACUAAAGCCGCGUUCCGCUUGGAUUCCCCCACACACUUUUUAUUUAGGUUUCACAUCAAAUACUUCCUCAGCCAUGUUCAAGAUCGCGCUAAUCAUUGCCCUCUUCCUGGUGGCCGUCACUGGGGCCGCAGAUGAGUCACAUGCCACCAUCACCAAGUACGAGAAUGAGAUCAAGAACGAUGGCAGCUACAAUUGGGAGUACGGCACCUCGAACGGCAUUCAGGCCAAGGAGAGCGGUGUGGGCAGUGCCUAUGCGGCAGGAUCGGUGGCAUACACGGCGCCCGAUGGACAGAACAUUCAGUUGGAGUACACGGCCGACGAGAAUGGAUAUCAGCCGAGGGGCGCACAUUUGCCAACGCCGCCACCGACACCCGAGCACAUUCUGAAGGCUCUGGCGUACAUUGAGGCACAUCCGUUCACCAGGAUUCAGCUCAGGACUUAGUUGCCUCAUUUAAUGCUUAGCUCUAAUUUAGCACAAUUUCCACUGCAUACACAAAUAAACAUUAGAUUAACAUUAGUGCAGCGCUU